GGAUGGGGUGCAGCUUCCGUGAGAAACACAUACAUUAUGUGGCGAUCAUUGUCAAAAAACAGGAGAGGAGCCAUGUUCAACUACAAGAGGGGAGCUGUGUUCAAGUAUAAGAGAGGAGCUGUAGGAGGAUGGGUUGCCACUACCCAGACAAUCACAAUUGCUAGCCAGCCCCCCACGAUCCAGCAGAUGGGAGGAGCUGUAGGAGGAUGGGUUGCCACUACCCAGAGAACCACAAUUGCAAGCCAGCCCCCCAUGAUCCAGCAGAUGGGAGGAGCUGUAGGAGGAUGGGGUGCUGCUUCUGCGAGAAACACAUACAUUAUGCGGCAAUCCUUGUUAAAAAACAAGAGAGGAGCCAUGUUCAAGUACAAGAGAGGAGCUGUAGGAGGAUGGGGUACCAGCACACAGACAAACACAAUCCCUAGCCGGCCACCCAUGAUCCAGCAGGCGGGAGGAGCUGUAGGAGGAUGGGGUACCACUACCCAUACAAACACAAACUCUAGCCAGCCCCCCAUGAUCCAGCAGACAGGAGGAGCUGUAGGAGGAUGCGGAGCCAACGCUCAGACAAAUACAAUCCAUGGCCAUCCACCUGUGCUCCAGCACACGGGAGGAGCUGUAGGAGCAUCAGGAUCCACUAGUCAGACAAAUACAAACCUUAGCCAGCCCCCCAUGAUCCAGCAGACGGGAGGAGCUGUAGGAGGAUGGGGUGCUGCUACCUUCAGAAACACACACAUUAUGCGGCCAGCCCUGUUUAAGUACAAGCGAGGAGACAUAUUCAACUACAAGAGAGGAGCUGUAGGAGGAUGGGGAGCCACUGGUCAGACAAAUACAAAUCUUAGCCAGCCACCUGUGCAUCAGCAGACGGGAGGAGCUGUAGGAGGAUGGGGAGGUACUACUCAGACAAAUGCAAACCAUGGCCUCCCACCUGUGCUCCAGCAGACGGGAGGAGCUGUAGGAGGAUCAGGAUCCACUAGUCAGACAAAUACAAACCUUAGCCAGCCCCCCAUGAUCCAGCAGACGGGAGGAGCUGUAGGAGGAUGGGGUACCAGCACCCAGGCAAACACAAUCCCUAGCCAGUCCCCCAUGAUCCAGCAGACGGGAGGAGCUGUAGGAGGAUGGAGUGCUGCUACCUUCAGAAACACACACAUUAUGCGGCCAGCCCUGUUUAAGUACAAGAGAGGCGACAUGUUCAACUACAAGAGAGGAGCUGUAGGAGGAUCAGGAGGUACUACUCAGACAAAUACAAAUCUUAUUCAUCCACCUGUGCUCCAGCACAGAGGAGGACCUGUAGGAGGAUCAGGAGCCACUAGUCAGAGAAAUACAAACCUUAGCCAGACACCCAUGACCCAGCAGACGGGAGGAGCUGUAGGAGGAUGGGGAGCCACUGGUCAGACAAAUACAAAUCUUAGCCAGCCACCUGUGCUCCCACAUACGGGAGGAGCUGUAGCAGGAUUGGGAGACGGUACUCAAACAAAUACAAACCUUAGCCCGCUACCCGUGAUCCAGGACAAGAGAGGAGCUGUAGCAGCACGGGGUGCUGGUAUCCCAAGGAACAGAAAUCUUAUUCGACCAGCCGUGCUCCAGCACACGGGAGGAGCUGUAGGAGGAUCGAAUGCUUCUACCCAGAUAGACAGAAACCUUAGCCAGACACCCAUGAUCCAGCACAUGGGAGGAGCUGUAGGGAGAUUGGGUGCCAUUA
This is a messenger RNA of Phasianus colchicus (ring-necked pheasant), 1696 nucleotides long. NCBI's taxonomy places the organism in Eukaryota, Metazoa, Chordata, Aves, Galliformes, Phasianidae. The record is from RefSeq and is a predicted model, not a curated record.